Molecule: messenger RNA, 1263 nt
Organism: Lactuca sativa (garden lettuce)
Lineage: Eukaryota; Viridiplantae; Streptophyta; Magnoliopsida; Asterales; Asteraceae
Source: RefSeq, a predicted model, not a curated record
AUGUCGUGUUCCAUAGACUACAACGUGUGCAAAACUAACUUAUCAUCUGAAUCAUCAUCAUUGGAUGAUGAAGAAGAAAUUAAACCCAAAAAAGUAUUCAUAUUGUUGAAACAUCCACCUGAAUGUUUGUCAAUAGCUCCUGCAGAGAAUCUGAUAUCACCAGCUUCUGCUAAGAAGAUUCUGGUGCAGGUCCCGGUUGAACCUCAUGUCGCUACUUGUACGAAUAUUAAUUCAGAGGUUGUUUCGGUUGGUUUUUUGGUUGGAUAUGCUCAGAUGUUGGGGGUGGAAGUCUUGGAGGAUUCUUUGUCACAUCCCCCAGGUUUUCCUGACAUAUUUUAUGAUGAUGUUGUCUUGUUGUCUUCUUGGGAUCCAGAUAAUGCUAAACGCCUUAUACGUAUUUUGAGGUGCUUUUAUCUAGCUUCGAGCCUUAAAAUCAACUUGCAAAAAAACAAGUUGAUUGGAGUGGGGGUUUCUUAUAAUCUGGUGGAGUUUGUCGCUAGUAGAUUGGGUUGUGCUUCAGAAUAUCUUCCUUUUGUUCAUUUAGGUGUGCAUGUAGGCCAAAAUAUGGCUCGGGCGUCGGCUUGGUCUAUUAUUGAGGAUCGUUUUCGCUCUAGAUUGUCGGGUUGGAAAGCGAAAAGUCUUUCUUUUGGAGGUCAUCUUACUUUGAUCAAGUCGGUUCUAGGAAGUUUGGGUAGCUAUUUGAUGUUUGUCUUUAUGGUCCCGAUUUCUAUCCUUAAUUCUUUGGAGGCUCUUCGGUCAAGAAUUUUUUGGGGUGCAAAUUUGGAGGACACACGUAUGCAUUUGGUUCGUUGGGAUAGAGUUUUAGCCGAUAAAAAAGAGGGUGGUCUUGGAAUUGGUAGACUCUUUUCUUUUUAUCGGUGCCUUCUCUUUUGUUGGCAGUGGACAUUCUUUCAUAACCCUGAUUUGAUAUUGGUUAGGGUGGUGAAAGCUUUGCAUGGUGCUGAUGGGGGUUGUUCUUCUCUGUCGUUGAGAAGAGGGUGGACAGGUCCUUGGAGUGGCAUUAUUAGGAUGUUAGUGCAGCUUAGAGACCAGGGUAUUGAUUUGCAUUCUUUUUUUCCGAUUAGUGUUGGCGAUGGGAUUAAGACUUCUUUUUCGCAUAAUGUUUGGAAGGGUGAUCAGCCUCAGGCAGUGACUUUUCCAAGGAUUUUUGUGCUGGAUGUCAAUCGUUUUGUCUCGGUUCGGGAUAAGGUUUUGGUUGGUUGGAGUACUGAUUCUCUUAGGCAGAUUGCACUAGAAACCUAG